This is a messenger RNA of Colletotrichum fioriniae, 1359 nucleotides long. The record is from RefSeq and is a predicted model, not a curated record. NCBI's taxonomy places the organism in Eukaryota, Fungi, Ascomycota, Sordariomycetes, Glomerellales, Glomerellaceae.
AUGGAUGUGUCUUCCAACGAGACCACUGAGGGAGGCUUCGGCUCGACGCAGAUGCAGGCGCUCUCCCACGAGAGCCUCGCCAACAUGAUGCUCGGCGUCAUUAUCGCAGUGCUCUUCGUCACGACUGUGUUUGUCGGGCUGCGGAUCUACGUGAGGGCGCGGGUUAUCAAGAAAUGGGGUGCUGACGAUACGAUGGUGACGCUUUCGUUUGCUACGGUGGCUUUCCACGGAAUCAUGCUGUGUUUGGGUACCAGAUUCGGACUCGGAAAGCAUGUCUGGAUGACGCAGGCACAAACAAUCGAGAAAGCUCAAAAGCUCGCCAUGUUCAUCAUGAUGAUUUACAACAUCGCCUUCGUCACCAUCAAGAUCGCCUUCCUCCUCCAAUACCGCCGAAGCUUUCCUCUUCUCAUGGUCGAUAUGAUGUGCAACGCCGGCAUCGCGUUCCUCGUUUUGUUUGGCGUAUCGCUGAUGGUCUCGGCGGGCAUUACGUACAGUUUGGUACUCAAGCGCGAGAUGACGGAUUCGCCCAUCAGUGUGUUGGGAUGGUGGCUUGCCAACGCAACAUGCGCGGUAUCCGUCAUUCGGAUCGCAUAUCUCCCAGGGUCCUUUGACAUGGUCGACAUGACGUACGACGGGAUUUCUAUCAUCCUCUGGUCCGUCGUAGAACUCUCAUGCGCCGUCAUUUGCUGCUGUAUCCCCACCCUCCGACCGCUCGUUGAGCGACGACAACGAGACCUCACCGACGACUACGACGACGGCACCAUCUUUGGCGGAGGCAUGUUCAGAGAGGACUUGAGUUUCGGCGAGGGCCCACAACGCGUUCGCCCAGGUAUGAGCGGGGUCAACAACGAGAGGAUAUCGUCAUCCAUUAGCUGCGCCUCGGAAUCGGGCAUGAGGAAACCCGGUCCGACCUUUUUCUGGCUACGCACGCGGAAGAAAAGCGACCACUCGAGCAUCAACGGGCUGGAUGAUAUUGAGCCUAUGCCCAUGCCCACGCACGCGGGACCGAUGAUGGCGGCUGCGGCUGCCGCGAUGCCGGUGGUGGAGGUUCACGGGGUCCGACGGGAGAGCGAACACGGCAUCAUCGUUGUCGAGAGUGAGCGCGUCGGAUGGGGGGCGGAACGUGAGCGUGGGAUCCCGCGACGGGCGAGCGUAAGGAGUAGUUUGCGGAGUGACAGCAGUCUUGGGGUGGCGCUGCGUAGGGAUUUGAGUGUGAGGAGGCACAUGAGCAUAGCGUUGUCGGAACGGGAUUCGGAUGAUGAUGUGUACUAUUUUGGUGUUAAUGAGGAGGAUGUGGACCUGCAGUGCCCGACGCCGCUGAGUCCGCCGCCAAAGUGUCGGAAGUCGACCAGUUCAUAA